Molecule: messenger RNA, 3134 nt
Organism: Durotheca rogersii
Lineage: Eukaryota; Fungi; Ascomycota; Sordariomycetes; Xylariales; Xylariaceae
Product: Nop14-like protein
Exons: 2
Coding region: 125-2866 (913 amino acids)
Biological process (GO): maturation of SSU-rRNA
Cellular component (GO): nucleolus; small-subunit processome; Noc4p-Nop14p complex
Source: RefSeq, a predicted model, not a curated record
GGCUAAUUCAUCUGCAUACUAAAAAAAUAAGUUGCGAUCUGAAGACGAAACGAAUCUACAGUCCGUCUACCGCAAAUCCCUAUCCUCAUCCUAGCACAUACUUUGCUGUGCUUGGAGCGCGGAAAUGGCCGGCUCUCAGCUCAAGAGAUUAAAGGCCUCCCUCAGGGAAAAGGGUGUUAUAGGCCCACAGCUGUCGAAGAAGCAGAAGAAGAAGAAUGCGCUAGAGGGGAAGGCAACCAACAACCGAAGAUUGCAAAAGACGGCCGACCUGGCGGGAAUCCGAGAGCAGUUCAACCCUUUCGAUUUUAAGCAUAAUGCCCGCGGCCCCAAGUUCCAGGUGACAAGCAAUAGACCUGCCACCAAUGCUGCUAAGGGAAGACCAGGCGAGACAAAGUCGCUUAGCGAGGAGAGGAGACGUCAGACCCUACUCGUAGAACUAAACCGGCGCCAUAAAGUCGGUGGCAUACUCGAUCGGCGAUUUGGAGAGAAUGAUCCACACAUGACCCCGGAGGAGAAGAUGCGGGAACGAUUCGUGAGGGAAAAGCAGAGCCACAAGACCUCCGUAUUCAACCUCGAGGAUGACGAGCCUAGCGAGGGCCUAACCCACCUUGGAAAAUCAUUAUCGUUCAAUGAGCCGGAUUUGGCGGACGACUUUGAGGAGGACCUCUCAGCAGGAUCCGACGGAACCACUUCCGACGGCGGCGACGACGAGCGCCGCGGUUCGAAGCGCAUGCGCCCCCCCAGUCUCGAAGCCGAGGACGGUGGCCAGAUAGAGGGGCAGCCGGAAAGGAAGAAGACCAAGCAAGAGGUCAUGAAGGAAGUCAUGGCCAAAUCAAAAUUUUACAAAGCUGAGCGGCAAGCAGCAAAAGACGCCGACGAGGAUCUACGAGAGGAGCUCGAUAUGGAACUUUCAGAUCUCCGGAGUCUUCUUUUCAACAGCAAAAGGGCACCCCCCAGCUCGGAGAACCACGAACCAGGAUCCGCUGCUGAUGCUGCCAAGGAGAGGAUGGAGCGUGAUUACGAUAUGCGCCUCAGACAGCUAGCGCAAGAUAGGAGAGCGCAACCUAGCGAUCGGACAAAGACGGAUGAGGAGAAAGCUCAAGAGGAGUCCGAAAGGCUGAAGGAGCUAGAAGAGAAGAGAAUCAAGAGGAUGCGUGGGGAACAAGUCAGCGAGGACGAGGGUGAAGACGGCAAUGCCAAUUCUCACCAAGAACCCGAACCGACUAACGGCCCAAUACUAUUCACGGAAACACCCGAGGACAACUUUGGACUAGGGAAGGGGAUUAAAACUCGGCCAACGGCGACCGAACUCGGGUUUGAUGAUGAAGACGACUUCCUCAUAGAAGAGGACCUGAUCGCUAGCGACUCGGAUCUAGAGCCUAUCGAAGAAGAUGACGCGUCGUCAGACGAGGGAGAAUCGAAUGACGACGAUGACGACGAAUUCACGAAAGGGCUACUAAACGAAGAGGAAGCGCAAAACCCGGCGUUCGGCAGCCGGCUCGCGGGCACUGCUGCUGCUGCUUCCACCUCGGUCGAGGCUAAGGAGGAUCCGAAUGGACUUCCUUACACUUUCCCUUGUCCGCAGAGCGUAGAUGAGCUUGUCGAAAUGACACAAGGCAUUCUAGUAGAGCAGCUCCCGACUGUGGUGCAACGAGUCAGGGCACUAUAUCACCCGAAGUUGGAUAGCAACAACAAAUCGAAGCUCGCCAAUUUUGCGGUUGUCCUCGUUCGAUAUCUGGCUCAUCUAUCAAAUCGGGCUACAAAGCUACCACUGUUCUCCAUUCUCGAAAGCCUCAUCCGACAUAUCCACUCUCUCGCGAAAUCCUAUCCGGUCGAGAUCGCCAACGAGUUCCGUUCGCAACUGGGGGAAUUUGGGCGAUCAAGACCAUUAUCGCCCAACCUGGGCGACUUCGUGGUCUUGACGGCGGUCGGAAGCAUCUUUCCUACCUCGGAUCAUUUCCAUCAAGUAGCAACCCCCGCCAGCCUUCUCAUCGCGCGCAACCUUGAGAAAGUCCCGAAGAGUCUUGCGGAUUAUGCGCAGGGCGCCUACUUAUCCACCUUAGCUCUCCAAUACCAGCAGGUCUCCAAGCGUUAUAUACCCGAAGUAAUGAACUUCUGUCUUAACACUCUAUGCGCUUUAGCACCCAAGAAAGUGGAAGAAAUCCCACGAUCUUUCCCGGUUCAUGAACCCGCAGCGGGAAUUCGCAUCGCUAAUGCCCAGUCGUUUGGGGUUAGAAAACUGACUCCCGCGGACUGUCUCGGAGUUGAGCUAUCCGACGAGGCGGCCACAUCGGCAAAAUUAGCAAUCCUAGCCACCACGAUCCAAUUGCUAGACGCAGCAGCGGACCUCUUCAGCGGCAAAUCAGCCUUCACAGAAACGUUCGAGCCGGUACAGGCAUUGCUGGCGCACCUAGCCAGCGAGCGGUGCCGGGGGGAGCUUCCGGCGGCGCUGGCGGAGCGGGCGGCGCGGAGCGGACAGCGGGUGGCGAGGGGCUUGGGAGCGGCGCGGGCGGGGCGGCGGCCGCUGGAACUGCACCACCACCGGCCGCUCGCGAUCGCGGGGGCGGUGCCCAAGUUUGAGGAAGGCUUCGACCCGAGCAAGCACUACGACCCGGACCGGGAGCGGGCGGCGCUGGCGCGGCUGCGGGCAGAGCACCGGCGGGAGCGCAAGGGGGCGCUGCGCGAGCUGCGCCGCGACGCCAGCUUCGUCGCGCGCGAGCAGCUCCGCGCCAAGCGCGCCCGCGACGAGGCCUACGACCGCAAGUACCGCCGCCUCGUCGCCGAGAUCCAGGGCGAGGAGGGCCGCGAGGCGAACCAGUACGAGCGCGAGAAGCAGAUGCGGAAGCGCGCCGGCGCGAGGAAGUAGGGCGCCCAGACGAAUUAUUUACCUAUAUACCUAUUUAUAUCAUCUUGUUGCGGCUGUGGCGACUACUCGCGUGUACGCGACCAAGCUCGUGGGGCGGUGGCCGUAAUACUAUGUAUCUAUCUACUAGUGAGAAUAGCGGUGCUAGGCGGCUUAAAGAGGGAGAGCGCCCGGGAAAGAGAGCGGCCUUGCGGUGCUGGAGUAGGAAUAUAAGCAUAAUAGCUGUUUUUUCCACCUCCUGAUGAGUCUGAGCGAUGGUUUCCCCCCCUAA